This is a messenger RNA of Coregonus clupeaformis (lake whitefish), 1783 nucleotides long. Its product is annotated as bcl-2-like protein 2. The coding region runs from base 201 to 668 and encodes 155 amino acids. Lineage: Eukaryota; Metazoa; Chordata; Actinopteri; Salmoniformes; Salmonidae. Gene Ontology annotation, biological process: regulation of apoptotic process. The transcript has 4 exons. The record is from RefSeq and is a predicted model, not a curated record.
AUAAUGAGUAGUUAUUUAUGAUGGAGGUGAUUUGUAGAUCAGUUAGUUGGCAGUCGUCUGCAAUGCCGAACAAGCCCAACCCUACCUCCCGUUGAUAAAAUCUAGGCGUGCUGCAUUUACUGGUCCACUCGUGAUUGAGGAACAGUCGACAUAAACUCUCUGUCUUCUGCUUCACCGAAAGCUGUUGAAGGAAUUUAACUAUGGCUCCUCGAGAUAUAGAACAACAGACACUUGAAAUUAUUUCUUGUUUUUUUGAAGAGGAGCACGCAUUAGGUUUUCGGGAUUUGGGCGGAUGCAUUGAGUCCGAUGGACCUGGAGAUGAUGACAGGUUUGACCCAGUUGUAAUAGCUGAUAAACUGAGGGAACUUGGAGAUGAUUUUGAAGAGAAGUUUAUCCAGCCUCAUAUCAGAAGACUCCAACAAGCAGUUGCAAACAAGGCGGUGGAGGAGUUUGCGCGUAGCGUGGACAGCCUGUGUGCGGCCCAGAGUGCAGAGGUGGCCCCUGAGAUGCAGCUGCUGAGGGCCUCCAUGGCCCUGGGUCUGUACGUAAAGAAGACCUGUCCCGAUCUUAGAGCCACCAUCCAGUCUUGUAUGGCUGCCUUCAUUAACACCAGGCUGGCAGGCUGGAUCACCCAGCAGGGAGGAUGGGAUCAAGUUACUAUGGUAUAAAAACAUGGAGAAGAUCUCAACAUCCUUUUUGUACAAUGAGGAAGAGGGCUUAACAACUCUGUACAUCUGCUAAGUCUUUCCUCCUUCCUAUUUCUUACGUUCCUUUCAUGGCCAGUUUAUACUUGCCAGUGGUACCCACUCUCUCUCUCUUCACGUCCCCUGAUUUUGGUUCUUUGAGGAAGAGACUGCGUCACACAAUCAACAGAAUCGCCACUGACUUUUUGACCUUCCUCUCUCCUUGUUCUAAGCAAUGGGCACCUGCAUCUGAAGUAGUGUUGCAUAUUGGAAUCAUGACGUAUGGCAAUCAAUUGCAUUUUCUAUUUAACGUCACAUUGCCAAAACAACCAAUAUAGCUUUUGGAAAAACAAUCAGUUGCAAUGUUUUGUACUUUAUGAAGCAUUUUCAUAAACAAUAGAAGCAGGUUACCAGAUAAUCACAAGUUUUCAAUUAAUGUGAGAAUCCACUGUGACGUAAUCAAAGAACACAAUGAAAGUCACAUGUUAAUCUCCCACGAAGCUGUGAUAAAUACUUGAAAGUGAUUCAUCGCUGAGUCAUGCAUCCCUUGGUAUAAGCUGAAGAGGUUUAUGACUUGUUUGACCAGGUUUUCUAAUAUACUCUUAUCCUCAUUCACUCUGUGAUUGUUAAACAUGCUUAUCGUUAGCUCUGCUCAACAAAUCAAUGUCGGAGUUUGUUAAAUGUGUUUGUUGCUGGUGUUAGCUAAUGAUCUUGAAGUGUGUACAAGAAACGCGAAAAAGUCUUAAAUGUGAUGUGCAUUAAGAAAAUAAAAUGUUAGGGGUAUCAUUAGUGUUAACCAACUGUGAGGUAAGAGUUACUCUCAUCAGAGCUCAGGACGCCAUGCUUGUAGAGGGAAACUCCAGUAGUGCAAAGUGCUGCUGGUCAAAGUCAACAUUGUAUCAAAAUAAACUCUGACUCAUACCAUUUACAGUCACUUCACCUUUAGUAAAGAUGUACAGCACCAUGUGUAAGUGGACCAAAGGGAAUUAGAAAGUAGAUAAGGUGUGGAACUUUUCUUUCAAUUGUACAUUUGUGCCUAGUUGUGUGUAAUUUUGUCUUAAUGGUUUUAAUAAAACAUGGAGAUACAUUGUGAAAGAUCA